This is a messenger RNA of Prunus armeniaca (apricot), 267 nucleotides long. The record is from the annotation of a GenBank genome assembly. NCBI's taxonomy places the organism in Eukaryota, Viridiplantae, Streptophyta, Magnoliopsida, Rosales, Rosaceae.
AUGUGCUGCUUAGCCACCCAUGACUUGGCCGCAACACUAAAUUCUGGGAUGAACCUCUCAAGUUUAUGCCUGAGCGCCAUCUCAAGGAAGAUGAUCAUCUGCGGUCUUGCUCACAGAGACACAGCUGUGCUUCAUAUCAUUCAGCACUGGAAUGUGUGGAUGCGCAACGACUGCACUUGGCACUUCAAAGACUCUCAUCACCCCUUCAACGUGCCAAACAACAACAGAGGAAUGCUAGUACCUGUUUUGGGGUAUUGGGAGAAUUGA